CGAUGGCGAUGGGCACCAGGACAGCACAGACAACUGCCCCACCAUCAUUAACAGCUCCCAGCUGGACACGGAUAAGGAUGGGUUGGGUGACGAGUGUGAUGAGGACGAUGAUAAUGAUGGCAUUCCUGACCUCUUGCCCCCAGGCCCUGACAACUGCAGGCUGGUUCCCAACCCAGGGCAGGAAGAUGACAAUGGUGAUGGAGUUGGGGAUAUCUGCGAGUCUGAUUUUGACCAGGAUACAGUGAUCGAUCGGAUCGAUGUGUGCCCUGAGAAUGCAGAGAUCACCUUGACAGACUUCAGGGCCUAUCAGACAGUGGUGCUGGACCCAGAGGGGGAUGCGCAGAUUGAUCCCAACUGGGUGGUAUUGAACCAGGGCAUGGAAAUUGUGCAGACCAUGAACAGCGAUCCUGGCCUUGCUGUUGGUUACACAGCUUUUAACGGUGUUGACUUUGAGGGCACUUUUCAUGUGAACACGGUGACAGAUGAUGACUACGCUGGCUUUAUUUUCGGCUAUCAAGACAGCUCUAGCUUUUAUGUGGUAAUGUGGAAACAGACUGAACAGACGUACUGGCAAGCAACUCCCUUCAGAGCUGUUGCAGAGCCCGGCAUUCAGCUAAAGGCUGUGAAAUCCAAGACAGGCCCGGGCGAGCACCUCCGCAACUCCCUCUGGCACACGGGGGACACCAGUGAUCAGGUCAGGCUGCUAUGGAAGGACCCCCGAAAUGUGGGGUGGAAAGACAAAGUCUCCUACCGCUGGUUCUUGCAGCACCGACCCCAGAUUGGCUAUAUCAGGGCAAGAUUUUAUGAAGGCUCUGACCUAGUGGCAGACUCUGGUGUAACUAUAGACACCACGAUGCGUGGAGGACGGCUUGGCGUUUUCUGCUUCUCUCAGGAAAACAUUAUUUGGUCCAACCUGAAAUAUCGCUGCAAUGACACCAUCCCAGAGGACUUUCAAGAAUUUCAAGCUCAGCAAUUUGGCGUUGGUGAUAUUUAAGAAGGAAAAGCAAACUAACAUUGCUAUUGCAAAAAAUAAAACAAUGUAUUUUAAAUCCUUAUAUGAUUGUUGUUGCAAGAGUGCACACUGCAGCUUGUUCUCAUUGAUGUGACUAUGUCAGACUUUUUUUUUUUUUUUGUAUAAAAGUGAAAAUAAAAAGGAGA
Molecule: messenger RNA, 1158 nt
Organism: Balearica regulorum gibbericeps (East African grey crowned-crane)
Lineage: Eukaryota; Metazoa; Chordata; Aves; Gruiformes; Gruidae
Source: RefSeq, a predicted model, not a curated record